UGAGGGUGGUGACAGUCAAGUCAAAAAUUUUGACAAAUUUGGCGUUGUGUUUAUUUAAAUUUUUAUUUCGCUUUACAGCCAAUCUUCUUAGCUAUCGAAUGAUACCAAAAUUAUUUUUUAAAGUUUAUCCGAUCGAAAGUUACAUCAAUUUAAGUGGACAUACCCCCCAAAAAAUAACGGUAUUUGUUAAUCAAUUCAAAAAAGUUACAAAAUUGGCGUUGUGUUUAUUUAAAUUUUUAUUUGAAAAUUAGUCCAAUACUUAAUAGGGAAAUGAAUGCAGAUCAUUCUAAUCACUCACAAAAUAAAGAAAAAGAGGGGGGAGAGAAUGACGGGAACAACAACAAAACUGAAGAGAGCGGCAGACAAUCAAUUUCUGUUGCUUUACCAGUUAGACGAGUAAAACAAGGCAAAAUAGGGAAAGAUUCAAUCAUUGUUUUGGAUGAGAAUGACAAUACUAUUAGCUAUGAUCCAAUGUUGGACACGUCAAAAAUGCUUUGUGGAUGUUCUAAAAAAGAGAAAAAGACUGUCAGUUUAUUCGAAUUGCUAGAAAUUAGACAAGGCUAUCGAACUGAUAAUUGGCAUAGAGCUGUGAGAAUGAAGAGGUUUCAGGAGACUGCUCCGGAAGACCAUUGUUUCUCAAUAAUAUUUAAACAUCCUCGUUUUGUCUGUAAAUCACUGGAUUUUAUAGCAUUUGAUAAAACUAAAGCUUUAGAAUGGGUAGAAGAAUUACGUUUAUUAUUAAAUAAUAAAGAAAAUGGAAGAGGAGGAAAAGAAGAAGAAGAAAAUUUUUCAAAAAAUAAUUUUAAUGAAAAUUGGUGGCUAUUAAAAAAUUUUAAAAAUGCUGAUUUGGAUAAAAAUGGAAAAAUUGGUUUUAAUGAAUUAUGGAAAUUACUUAAACGGUUAAAUUUACAAUUGAGUGAACUUUAUGUUAAAGCGCUGUUUAAGGAAACUUUAGAAAGAAACGGACAACAACAACAAAACCAAGCUUUAGACCAAAAAGAAUUUUUACAUUUGUUUUCUGUUUUGACAGACUUGCCUGAAUAUAAAAAUGCCCUUAGAUUGGCUAAUGAUGAAGGGAAUGAUUGGUUGGAUGCAAAUUCACUUUUAAAAUUUUUGAGGGAAGAACAAGAGGUUUGUUGA
Messenger RNA from Meloidogyne enterolobii, 1140 nucleotides. The record is from the annotation of a GenBank genome assembly. Lineage: Eukaryota; Metazoa; Nematoda; Chromadorea; Rhabditida; Meloidogynidae.